AUGGAUACCAAGGACUGUUCAGCAACUAUUUCUUCUUCACCACCGGGCCAAAGCUGCUCUAGGAUUACAAAUUUUAGGAUCAUCUCUUCUAACACCAGCUGCCGGUGUGGUGGUCUUGAAGCCAACAGCUGCCAACCAACUGGCCAUGCUCUGAGACCUCUCUGGUCCCAGCGCUGCCAACACACUCCUUGCUUUUGUCCUAUGCCCACCUGCUUAAUAAACAACUUCAACGCCGGUCCCCCUGUAGGAGAUUGUGGCUGGUGUGGUGAAGGCAUCAACAGCAAUGAGAAAGAGACCAUGCAAAUCUUGAACGACCGCCUUGCUAACUACCUAGAAAGGGUGCAGACGCUGGAACGAGAGAACGCGGCCCUGGAGUGUAGGAUCCAGGAAGAGUGUAACAAAGAGGUCCCUGUCGUAUGUCCUGACUACCUGUCCUACUACACGACCGUUGAAGAGCUCCAGAAGAAGAUCUUGUGUACCAAGGCUGAGAAUUCCAGACUGGUCUCACAAAUUGACAACACCAAACUGGCUGCUGAUGACUUGAGAGCCAAGUAUGAAGCCGAGGUGUCCCUGCGCCAGCUAGUGGAGGCAGAUGCCAACGGCCUACAGCAGAUCCUGGAUGCUCUGACCCUGGGCCAAGCUGACCGGCAGGCGCGAGUCCAGUCCCUGAAGGAGGAGCUCCUUUGCCUCAAAAGCAACCAUGAAGAGGAAGUCAAUUCCUUGCAGAGCCAGCUUGGGGACAGACUCAACAUUGAAGUGACCGCUGCCCCUUCUGUCGACCUAAAUCGGGUUCUACAAGAAAUGAGAUGUCACUAUGAGUCUAUCAUGGAGACAAACCGCAGAGAUGUGGAGCAAUGGUUCAACACGCAGAUGGAGGAGCUGAGCCAGCAGGUGGUGACCGGCUCUCAACAGCAGCAGUGUUGCCAGAAGGAGAUCAUCGAGCUGAGACGAACCGCGAAUGCUCUGGAGGUGGAACGACAGGCCCAGCUCCGAAUGAGACACUCCCAGGAGUGCUUCCUGGCGGAGACGGAGGCGCGCUACACAGCCCUGCUGGCCCAGAUCCAGGGCCUGAUCGAUCACCUGGAGGCUCAGCUGGCGGACAUCCGAUGUGCCCUGGAAAGGCAGAAGCAAGAAUACGAGAUUCUGCUGGACGUCAAGUCCCGGCUGGAGUGCGAGAUCGCCACAUACCGCAGCCUUCUGGAGAGCUCAGACAGCACGCUUCCCUGUAACCCAUGUGCCACCAAGUGUGAGCCUUCCCUUUGCACAAUCGGUGCGGCCAGGGCCAUGGAAUGCACAGCCCCCGUUUACACAGCAUCCCCAGCCCGCGGUGGGAUGCCCGAGCCCUGCUGCACCUGCAGAGUCCUGCCCCGGCUGCUGGUGAAAAUCUGCACCAUCACCCAGGAAAUCCAGGAUGGGAAGGUCAUCUCUUCUCACGAGCACGUGCAACCUUGUUUCAUCUUCAGAGCUGCCCGAGCCUAG
Messenger RNA from Molossus molossus (Pallas's mastiff bat), 1479 nucleotides. RefSeq names its product keratin 39 (gene KRT39). NCBI's taxonomy places the organism in Eukaryota, Metazoa, Chordata, Mammalia, Chiroptera, Molossidae. Gene Ontology annotation, molecular function: structural molecule activity. The record is from RefSeq and is a predicted model, not a curated record. Bases 1 to 1479 code for a protein of 492 amino acids. The transcript is spliced from 7 exons.